ACAGAAGGAGGAAGGUCAGCAGCCCCGACAGCCGACAGUCACAGCAGCUCUGACAAGAGCGUUCCUGGAGCCCAGCUCCUCUCCACAGAGGACAAGCAGGCAGCAGAGACCAUGGGCCCCCCCUCAGCCGCUCCCCGUGGAGGGCACAGGCCCUGGCAGGGGCUCCUGAUCACAGCCUCACUUUUAACCUUCUGGCACCCGCCCACCACUGUCCAGUUCACUAUUGAAGCCCUGCCGUCCAGUGCUGCAGAGGGAAAGGAUGUUCUUCUACUGGCCUGCAAUAUUUCAGAAACUAUUCAAGCCUAUUAUUGGCACAAGGGGAAAACGGCAGAAGGGAGCCCUCUCAUUGCUGGUUAUAUAACAGACAUUCAAGCAAAUAUCCCAGGGGCCGCAUACAGUGGUCGAGAGACAGUAUACCCCAAUGGAUCCCUGCUGUUCCAAAACAUCACCCUGGAGGACGCAGGAUCCUACACCCUACGAACCAUAAAUGCCAGUUACGACUCUGACCAAGCAACUGGCCAGCUCCACGUACACCAAAACAACGUCCCAGGCCUUCCUGUGGGGGCCGUCGCUGGCAUCGUGACUGGGGUCCUGGUUGGGGUGGCUCUGGUGGCCGCCCUGGUGUGUUUUCUGCUUCUCUCCAGGACUGGAAGGGCCAGCAUCCAGCGUGACCUCAGGGAGCAGCCGCCCCCAGCCUCCACCCCUGGAGGGGCCCAGGCUCUCCUCCCACCCUGCUGCUCACUCCUGUCUCUGUCCCCAGGCCAUGGUCCCUCUCACAGAUCCACCUUCUCGGCCCCUCUACCCAGCCCCAGAACAGCCACUCCCAUCUAUGAGGGACCAAGGCCAUGCACAGCCCCAGCCUGGGUCCCUCUGUGAAUGCAUGUGGGGUCUCAGGAGCACAGAAGAUGGGGCCAUCUGAUGUCCACAAAAGGUGAGCAAUGCGGGAGCAACCAUGGGUGGUAUAGGUUGCGGCUGUGGCCCCUACGCAGCCUCCAGUGUCCUGACCCCUGCUGCCCUCUUCACCCAGGCCCUGGAGGCCCAGUCUAUCACUGUCCUCCACAAAUGAACUUACCUGUCCCCAAAUCCAGGAUCCUGUGUGCUUAUACCUGGCCACUAGGUUCUCCUCUGUCCCAGUGGCUACUGCUCAGGACAUCUUUAUCCCUGGUGGGGCACAGAGAGGGGCUGUCAGAGCAACCAAGAUUAAUACAGACGCAUAAUUCAGUCCUUGAGCACUACCCAGGACUCUGGCCCCUCAUUGCUCAUCAGUUCCCACUUUACCCCCUGGCAUGGAUCUCACUGAGCAAGCCAACUCUUUACACAGGAGCAUCCAGGUCAGAGGUGCAGGACUCCCCCAUCUAAAGCUCAUGCAGGCUCCCAUGGCGAUGGGACAACCUGUCUGCUCCUCUCCCUGGCCCACAGCCCUAUCUCGCCUGCAGCUCCUCCACACACCUGGGACAGCAGUUCUCAGCCCUUCCCUGAGGGCCCCUGGAAGGGUGAUGAUCUCAUAUAGGUUCACUUGAACCAGGUGCCACCUUCCCACAAGUGAGCUGGUGCCUGCACUAAAGCACAGAGCCACAGUUCCCAAGAGUGUUCUGCCACUGCCACAGGUUGUUCGUCCUGAGAUGAGAGGUAAGAAAACAACCCGCAAUGGGUUGUUUUAUAUCGGGAUUUGCAUCAGGAUUUAGCUCUAAAUGACCCCUGAUCCCACCUGCACACAGCGUCAGAUGAGACAAGGUGAGGCCUCUUUAGUUUUCUGUUGAGGCUGUGACAAAUUACCACAAGCUUAGUGACAUAGAAACCUGAACCAAAGUGCCCACAUGGCUGUGUUCUUUCUAGAGGCUCCAGGGAAGAGUGCAUUUCCUCUCCUUUUCCACCUCCUAGAGGCCUCCUGCAACCUUGGCUGUGUCCUCUUUCUCCAUCUUCAAAGCCAGCAGCACAGCAUCUUGAAACUAUUCUGUGCCCUGCUUCCAUCCCCACAUCUCCACCUCCUCCCACCUCCCUCUCUCACUUAAAAGGAAGGAGCCUUGUGGUUAUUUUGGACGCACCUGGGAUAAACCACAACAACCUCCCCAUCUCAUGAUCCUUCCUUUAAUCUGUAAAGUGUCCUUUACCACGUGACAUGUCCACAGAUCUGGGGAUGAGGAUGUACACAUCUUUGAGAGGCCCUUGUUCUGUCCAUCACUCCUCUCAAGGCCAUCUUCUCAUCAUCGUUCACUACAAACUACACAUGGGCACCUGGAUGGGUUCAUCAUGACUGUGGCGUCAGUUCCUGCAUUAACAUCCCCAGCACCCUCCAGAUCCUGAGAGAGGGAGACGGAGGGCUCUCCAUGCCCCUAGUACCUCUCCACCUUCUUCUUGGUGACAUGCUUAGUUGCUAAGAAUAACAGAAAGCAGAGGUGACUGAAAGAUCACAACUCACCGGCCCUUCAAUAGUUCAUGGACAUCAGCACCACGGACAGUGACUCAGUGAGGCUAAUUUCCAGGUGGCAGCAGGGAGCAUGCAGAUAGGAGGGAACUGCAGGAAAAGCUGCCCAUUCUAUUCUAUAUGAGAAAGAGUGUAAGAAAGAGGAAGCUAUUACAGGGAUAAUGCUAUUCUUCUCUAAUCCAUAAAUUGCGAAACCUUUGCAUGUCUGGAUAUCAUGGUUUUUAGCACAUCUGCUGCCACUCCCUGCAGGGCUGCUUGCUGCAUCCAGGAUGUGGUCUCUUGGGGGGCUCACAGCCUGCUUUGGCCUCAUGGUGAGUCUCCCUGCCCCUGACACUCAGGCCACUGUCUCUGCCUACAACAUGGUGGGAACCUUCCAUGAUUAACGUCUGAUUCUCUGUGCCUGACCUUUGAAGCACAUCCAUCACUCAGCCUGGAGCAUCCGCUGAGCUCAGCAUCCUGCUCCUCCAUCCCCAGCUGAGCCCUUGAGGAGAUGCUUGAGAGGAUCUCCUGGGCUCCUCUGUGAGCUCCUCCAGGCUGAGCCUUGUGCUUGGUGUCAGAGGCCUUUGCCAUCUGCUUGUUCUUUCCAUAGGCAAAUAAUCCUCCUCAGGGACAAGUGGGGCCUGAAGAUCUGUCUGAAUAUCUAUCUAUCUAUCUAUCUAUCUAUCUAUCUAUCUAUCUAUCUAUCUAUCUAUCUAUCAUCUAUCUAUAUGUAUGUAUAUAUGAGAAUGCUUUAUUAGGCAAAACUGCAUACUAUGAACAUGCUUUAAAAUGCAACAGGAUGAGAUGUGAAGACAUAAAGAACAAGUGUGUAGUGACACAUGGCUAUCAGAACACACUGAAGAAUCCACACCGCGGCCGAGAGCAGUGGCUCACGCCUGUAGUCCCAGCACUUUUGGAGGCUGAGGCAGGCAGAUCACUUGAGGACAGGUGUUCGAGACCAGCCUGACCAACAUGGUGAAACCCCAUCUCUACUAAAAAUACAAAAAAUUUAGCCGGGCCUGGUGGCUCAUGCCUGUAGUCCUGGCUGUUCGGGAGGCUGAGGCAGGAGAAUUGCCUGAACCUGGGAGACACAAGUUGCAGUGAGCUGAGAUCGCACCACUGCACUCCAGCCUGGGAGAUAGAGUGAGGCUCCAUCUAAAAACAAAACAAAACAAAAAGAAUCCACACUGCUUCCCCGCUUCACUUUACCCAGAAAAGGAAUGUUCUAGGCCACUUCCUCUUCAGCACACAUCCCCAGGGAACUAAAAUAGGUUCACAGUCACCCCCAUCUUCCUCAUUCCCAUCACCUCUUACCCACAGAGGCAUCUCUGGUCCUACAGAUCCAGCCCUGCCUUCAAGAGGCACAGGUCCAACCCAUCCAGUGUCCCUGCUAGUCACACACAGCACUCAGGGUACAAUGGAGGGCUUCUGUGCUUUGGAUGGGAACAAACCCCACCUCACAUUCCCACACCUGAGAAGCCACCAGGGUCCUCUCUGUCCUGUCCUCACACUCAAUGUCUGUCCUGGGUCACCCUUGUCAUCUCUCCUGGAAAUAGGCAUGGCUCCUGACAGGUAGGAUUGAGGCUUUGUCUUUUCAGGAGUCCCUCCCACUCUGAGCACAUGAAACUGCUCAGCUCCAUGCAACCCUCUCUCACCAGGGGCCUUGUUCUCUGGGUCCCUGAAUACCUGGGUCCAUGCCAUGUACAUUUUAAGAAAAAUGACAGUGACUCUCACCCUGACAUCCUCACCCAAGGCACGUGUCUGACAAGAAUCACCAGGUGAGAUACCUGUGGCUCCACACACCUGAGGCUUCACUGCGCAGGGGUGUCCUCAUCCCUCUCCUCCCACCCCUAGGGACAGUAAGCACCACAGGCUGCCUUGGACCACCAGCUCCCCCUCCCAGACACAGCCUCAGAUCUAUACUGACAUGCUACAUGGAGAGGCUCUGAUGAACAGCAGGUAUUAGGAAAUCCCACCGAACCAGGUGCCACUUGCGGCCCCACUCCUCCUCAUAUCUGUGACUGGGACAGACACACAUAACACACCUCUGUUCACCGCCCAGCCCCCAAGGUCAAUCACAGUCUGCUUCUCCCCUAGAUCCACUGCUCCCCAUGUCUUCCGUCCUCAGCUGCAUCCUGGGUGGCCUCCUUGCUGUUCUUGUACCCCAGAGGCAGGUUCCAACCUUUGUGAUGUUGCCUGCAAUGCCCAAACUUUCCCUUCCCCUUCCCCUUCCCUUUUCCCCUCCCCCUUCCCCUCCCCUUCCCCUCCCCACCCCUAUCCCUUCGUCUUCCCUUGUCUUCCCUUCCCUUCCCUAUAAAGCCAAACAUACCCAUCCACCUACCUUGUGGUCAAAGUCAUCAGCCUCCUGCUCCACUCAGUGUUCUCUGACCCUGCAUAUGGAGGUGGUGGCCCCUCCUAGAACACCCACCACUCACUGUCAGCCUUGCGUGGUAAUCACAGAUUUUGCAGGGGUUACCUGUGUUCAGGUGUGUCACCUGUGGAACCAGAACUCUUGGAAGGACUGGCAGAGGGAGCUGCUUAGGAUAUCUCAGGGCUCCUGGCAUCUGGUCUACCACAGGGCUAUUAACAACAGCACUUAGGGACAAGGUGGAGGAUGGACGGUUAAGAGGGUAAAUAUGGAUGAUGUGUGGGCAAAGAAUAGGACACAGGAACACAUGCAGUACUCAAAUAAUUAUGCCAAGAAAGGUGAGGACAUGGAGAUGGACAUUCCCAUAUACUUCUGAUGGGACUGCAGUUUAGUCCCUACAGCAACAUUGACCUCACCAUGUUUAACGCGCACACGCUCUGACCACUAUCCUACUUCUGAAGGCCUCCCUGUGCUGUGAGCUCUGAGAAGGCCAAGCUUGCCUGUUCUGUCUCUGCUAAAGCCAGAGACCAGCCAAUAGCCCAGCACAGGGUACUUCAUAAAUACAUGUUGAAGGAAUGAGCUCCAGGAACAGUACUCCACAUGGUAGAGAUGUGUGUAUGAGGAUGUUCACUGCAGAAGGUCAUGUCAAUGUGACAAGUGACGAGCAGCCUCAAAUCCAGCAACAGGGGUGUGGGUAAAAGAUCAUAGUGUAGCCAUGCAAUGGAACCAAUGAAAAAACCACAAUUAGAGCAAAUCCACAUGUAUUAAUAAAGGAGGUGCCCUCCAUACAUGCUGCACCUAACAGAAUGUUGCCAAAUAAGAAUGAAAAAUGAUGAUAUUUGGGCUGUAAAAACUAGAAGUCAGCUAAAUAAGAAUGCAUCGAAAGUAUUUGUGAAUGCUUACAAUUUUACAAUGCCUUGGCAUCCGUUUUGGAUGGAAGUUGGACUUUCUCAUACCAGAAGCAGGGCUCAGUCACCUUUGAAAUAGUUUCCAGUUCUCCACCUCCUUCCAGUUCCUCAGUGUGAUUGAUCAGAUAUCUGAUUUAUACAACUGCCUCCUGGUGACCUCCUCCCUAUGGGACUUCCGGAUACAGCCCGUAUGACUGCCCCACUGACCCCACACCCUGCCUGCUGCAGUGACCACCUCUAAUUACCUGGAUCUCAUGUCUGCUUGCAUUAAAUCCACCAAUUAAAACUCCCUGAGGACAAUCUGUUUGAAUAAUAUUCUGUACCCUAAUAAAGGCCUUGACCCAUGGGUUCCCCCUCUGUCCUCCCCAUACUGCCCCUGACCUCUGUGUGUGUGUGUGGGUGUGGGUGUAUGUGUGUGUGUGUGUGUGUGUGUCCUCCAGACAGGGCCUGUAUCCCCCAGGACCUGUAAGUAAUAAAUCUUUAUUUUCAUCUUA
This is a messenger RNA of Homo sapiens (human), 6174 nucleotides long. It is a transcript of the gene CEACAM4, whose product is annotated as CEA cell adhesion molecule 4. Lineage: Eukaryota; Metazoa; Chordata; Mammalia; Primates; Hominidae. The transcript is spliced from 7 exons. Bases 112 to 876 code for a protein of 254 amino acids. Gene Ontology annotation, cellular component: membrane. The record is from RefSeq and is a predicted model, not a curated record.